This is a messenger RNA of Podarcis raffonei (Aeolian wall lizard), 2331 nucleotides long. It is a transcript of the gene CD34, whose product is annotated as CD34 molecule. Gene Ontology annotation, cellular component: membrane. The record is from RefSeq and is a predicted model, not a curated record. NCBI's taxonomy places the organism in Eukaryota, Metazoa, Chordata, Lepidosauria, Squamata, Lacertidae. Bases 115 to 1209 code for a protein of 364 amino acids. The transcript is spliced from 8 exons. Gene Ontology annotation, biological process: cell-matrix adhesion.
CUAUGAGAUCAGAGGUUUGGAAACAUCUUUUAGAAGGGAAUCCUAUCGAACUCAGUACAGUACUGACCUCACUUUUACUCAUAGGCACUGCUUAACAGUUCACCGUUGGAAAUAAUGUUACAGUGGAGUUUUAAAGUACUGAAGGAGAGGCAUUUAUUCUGGACAGUGUUCUGUGCUUUGAGCCUGCUGGCUGCUGGUAAUGAAGCCAUAUCAACUACUGCACCAGCUUCAGAGAGUCCUGCAGUAAUACCCAGCAAUACAACACAGCCAUUGACAAGCAGCAACACAACAGAAUUGCCAUCUGGGAACUUCUCCAUCUCAACUACUAAAUCAACAGAUCAAAUAUUUUCAACUGAGGCAACAAAUGGUACAAAUGUCACCACCCCUGAAACACUCACUGCAAAACCCACUUCAAAUACAACAGUGCAAGCAUCUACAACACAGGGCAGUUCCAGAAAUGAGACAACUCAAAACACAACUUCAACACCACUUCUGACAUCUACUUCUACAGAGCUGCCAAAACAUACGUUUUCAAAUACCGGUACACCUACUGCAACUGAAGCUGGUGACCGUAGUGCGAUGGUUAACAUCACUUGCCUCAAUAUCAAGAACGUUAAGACCACUGAAGUGAUAUGCUUGGAAAUCAAUGAGGAAUACUCUUGUCACCAGUUCAAAAAACAAAAAGGAAUGGACCUAACAAAUGUGGUUUGUGAAGAAAACCCAUCUCAAUGCGAUAUCAAACUGUCAGAAUCAGAAGUGAAGCGCAACUGCAUACUGCUGGUUGAGGCAGCAAAUAAAGGUCCAAGUGCAUUAGAAACCGUUCUUCACCAGAAGGCAGCAUUUUUGGAACAGCUAGGGAUAAAGCCCCACAAACAGGAGGACAUUUCGAGUCACAAGGAAUAUUCCCGGAAGACACUUAUUGCCUUGGUCACCUCUGGUUUGCUGCUGGCAUUUCUGGGAUUGGCUGCAUACUUCCUUAUGAAACGACAGAGCUGGAGCCCCAUGGGAGAGAGGCUGGGUGAAGAUCCAUAUUAUACAGAAAAUGGUAGCCAUGGCAACACUGUGGUUUCUGUGGCCUCUCAUGAACAGUCUGACCUGCAGGAUAAACCAAACUUCAAUGGAGGGGCUCGGGAAAAUGGAACUGGUCAACCAACCUCAAAAAAUGGACAUUCAACCAAGCCCCAUGUUGUGGCUGACACUGAACUGUGAAAAGGAUAUGGCCAAAAGUCUUAUUAACAUGGCUGGAAAGACCAGAGUGGAAAUAUAGAGGAGCUAGAGUGCAAGGGUGCCAUAAAUGGAAUCAUUAUCCUUUUAUUUUUACAAAGAAUUCAAAAAUCCCAUUCCAAAGCAUACAUUUUUAAUGAGCUGCCACAGGACUUAGUGGUGUGUACAAGCUUUCGUUUGUACACACUUUCGUUUGUACAAGCUUUCGUUUGUACAUGAAGUUAGCAAGCUGCUUCAAUGGGAUUUGGCUUGUUCAUAGUAUCUUUUUUUGCUCUCUCUCAGACCAAAAUGAGAUGUGACUGUCCCUUACAACCAUCUAUCUGGGGAAAGGAUAGGGGUGCUUCUCUAGAAAUUUAGAGUAGAUUUAUCAUAGUUAGGAAUUUGAUUUUCAGCUCCAGUGCUGAUUAGGGGGAGGAAGGAUCUCUUCACAGUGAGAAUAAAUAAAAAUAAUGAACAAUAAGGCAUUUAACCACCUAGGUCAACAAUUCUGAGUACUGAUUCACAUGAUGACCCUUUUCUUAUGACCCUUUUCAACACAAGAGAACCGGUGAAUGCUCAAACACAUGGCUGUAUUUUGCCUCAACCUAGCUCAACCCACAUUUAUUUUUUUUUCAAGAUACAAAAAAUUGCCAUUUGGAUGCAUGUAAGCUGUAUUUAUUGGUCCAAGUCACUAUACUAAAUCACUGAAAAGGCAACCUGAGAGUUAAACAAAUUGUGUGCAUCAAACCUCAGGAAACCUGCCAACAUUCUUACUUCUUUGGUUGGUACCAUUUGUCAUUCCCACAUCCAGACCCAGCUCAGACAUCUCACUCCAGCCUUUCUACUAUGUGAUACAAUGCCCUUAACACAUACUGACAGGAACUCAGCAGCCAACCCAGCCUUCUGAAGUACCAUUUGGCAAUCACCAAACAACAUUAAACACUUCAAUAGACUUGCUUUCAGCAGAAAACUAGAUGGUUUUUCAGGUGAAAAACAUUCUAAAAUAUUGAAGGGCAGUUCCAUAUUCAGCUAGGAACUGGCAUAGGCAACUGGCCCAAAACUACAAAUGUUGCUCAUGUCAGCGAAAUAUUUCAGCUAGGAGAUUCUGUCUCCAUUAUUCCUAGAAUC